Messenger RNA from Syngnathus typhle (broad-nosed pipefish), 4041 nucleotides. Its product is annotated as transforming acidic coiled-coil-containing protein 1-like. Lineage: Eukaryota; Metazoa; Chordata; Actinopteri; Syngnathiformes; Syngnathidae. The coding region runs from base 404 to 3028 and encodes 874 amino acids. The record is from RefSeq and is a predicted model, not a curated record. The transcript has 13 exons. Gene Ontology annotation, biological process: mitotic spindle organization; cell population proliferation; cerebral cortex development. Gene Ontology annotation, cellular component: cytoplasm.
UCAGAGAGAAACGGCUAACUGAAGGGUUGUACCAUUCUCCAACCACAGGGCAACACAUGGAGCUCAGUAAAGAACACCUACAUGGACUUGUGCACUGAAAGCUUGCUGCCUCCCCCGCCCGGGUUUAGAUUCAAUGGAGCAGCCUGCUGUGCAAGCUUGGAGGGGGUUAGCAGGAGUGAGCAGUUAGAGAACCAGCUGAUCAGAAAAGCACAGGCACAUUCAGGGAGUGGAGGUGAAACGCUUUAGUAGAAAUGGUUCCUUCCACCAGUGGGGACCAUGCUGAGGAAACAGUCUUUCUAGGGCGAUGAGAAGGCAGAUGGAAAUUUAAAAAGCAAAAGGGAUUGGUGCCAAGUGAGCGAUUCACCACCCAGCACUGAGUCGAGAGUGCCACAGGGGAAAGGAGAUGUCGUCUUGGUUGUCACCCGUGUCAUGGGCCAAGUGGACGUGGACGGCGGUGCGAGGAGCAGAGGAGGGGAGCGAGGAGAAGGAGGAGGAGGAGGAUGAAGAGAGAUCUCAAGGCUGCAGUUCUGACUCAGACGGUCAUUUCGACACACCCGAGGCGGCGACUCCUGUCCGCGGCCCACCGGUCAUCCCAGAAGAGCUGGAAAGUGGCAAUGCUGACAACAAAACAGAUGCAGAUCAGGAGGAGCAUCUGAUGGUUACAGCUCCAAUCGGGUACCACAAUAAUUUACUCUUGGACAUGGGUCAGGAUGAACCAGCCAUACCCAUGCAAGACCCCCUGGGAAUGAGCAGCAAGCAUCUCGAAGCACAACAAAACCCAUCAAAACCGCUAGACUAUGAACCUGCUCCUGAUUCAUUCCCAGUCACAUCAAUUCCAGAAACGGGCACAGCACCACCACCAGAACCCCCACGGGAAGAGACAUUGAUUCCUGAAGUCUGCCAAUUUCCAACACCAGAACCCCCCCGAGAAGAGACAUUGGUUCCUGAAGUGGUGAGCUGCACAGUUCCAUCACCAGAACCACCCCGAAACACAGAUCCCGUCUUGGUUGAUGAACCAUAUCUGGAUCUUGCUCCAGCUUCCUCUCCUGCUCCCGUGGCAAACUCAAUCCAAAGCAUUGAAGCUGUUCCAAGCCAUGUUCUGGAGCACUCAAAGGAGAAGCCUCUUGUUGAGUCGGAACCACAGCACAGUGAUGUCACGAAAAAAUCCGAAUCCAGCUCAAAAACUAAACCACGCAAAUCGACACCUCCAUCCCUGUCAAUAAAGCAGACACAGAAGGAGGAUGCACAAACCAAUGAGGAAGAGGAAAUCCCUGUUCCCAAAGCCUCCUACAAAUUUGACCCUGACCAGAUAGAUGACAGUUUCAAUCCUUUCACUAGCGGCGGACCCAAAAUCCAAAAUUCUCCACCACCAUGCAGUUCAAUAACUUUCCCCAGACCUGAGCCGCUCGGCAGCUCUUUAAUUGAAGACAACAGUGCUGCAGCACCGACAGAAGAAUCUACAUCAGAGGCAAAACCUGUGAGGCUGGAGUUUGGGCCGGACGAGGGGGCGGUUAGCAAACCACCUCCCAAGAAAUUGGGAUCUAGAAAAACAACCAGCAAACCCAGGAAGCAAGUGAGGCCCAAAGUGGCAGAGACUCCUUCCGAACCGGCACCGGAACCUGCAGUGUCAGAAUCGGCUUCUGAGAACGCACCAGAGACAAAUGUCCAAAUUUCAGACACCACUGUGCCUGUCAACCUGGACGACGUUCCCAUUCCAAGUAAAGGAUCGUAUAACUUUGACCCCAGUCAGUGGGACGACCCCAACUUCAAUCCAUUCGGGACCAGCAACACUUUGAGCAGUUCUCCCGUCCUCCCCAAAGGCUCUUUCACUUUCGACCCGAACAAUUUUGACGAUUCCGUGGACCCUUUCAAGCCCUCCAACACCUUGAGCAACGAGGAUUCGUCCAGUUGUUCCAAUCAGUGUGAGAAGAAAACCAAGGACCAAAGUAAACAGAAAACAGAGCAACCGAUGGGAAAGAAGAGCAUUCGUCAAGUUCCCAAGAAAAGCAAAGAGAGGAGAGCCGAGAAUCCCUGUAAAGUUGAGAAACAUGACGAGAGCCAAUCGCAAACGCGGGACAUGUGCAAGCAGGAGGAGAACGAGGUGGUCGUUUGCUCACCAGAGAUUUCCCAACCAGUUCACCACGCCACUGAUGAGGAGAAGCUGGCAUCCACCGGCAUGAUGGGGCAAACAAUGCAAGACGAGCACCUGCGGAAAGAAGAGUCUGAAUGUAUCGAUACAUUUGUCAAAAAACAGACAAUCGAGGAAACACCUGUAUCAGAUGCUCAGGAGACAGUGGAUCAUGAAGAUGAGAAGGACACAUGUAUUAUGAAGGAUGACAAAUGUGAGACACAAACAACAUGCAGCAGUGACGCAGCGGCGCCGUCCCGAGACAAAAUUUCCCUGACUGAGAUUGACAAGGCUGCAGUGCUGACCCUCAUUAGAGAGGAGAUAAUCACAAAAGAGAUCGAGGCCAGUGAGUGGAAGACAAAGUACGAGGAAAGCAGAGCUGAGGUUUUAGAGAUGAGGAAAAUUGUUGCAGAGUAUGAGAAGACAGUUGCCCAGAUGAUUGAGGAUGAGCGGGAGCAGAAGACGCUGUCCAGCAGUAAGUCGGUCCAACAGCUGACUAUGGAGAGGGACCAGGCCCUGGCCGACCUCAGUUCUGUAGAGCGCUCCUUCGCAGACCUCUUCAGGCGCUAUGAAAACAUGAAGGGGGUCUUGGAGGGCUUCAAGAAGAAUGAGGAGGUCCUGAAGAAAUGUGCACAGGACUACCUGACACGCAUCAAGCAGGAAGAGCAGCGUUACCAAACCCUCAAAGUGCACGCAGAAGAGAAACUGGAUCGGGCCAAUGAGGAGAUAGCGCAGGUGCGUUCCAAGGCCAGCGCGGAGGGGGUGGCACUAAACGCCAGCCUGAGGAAGGAACAGAUGAAGGUGGACUCGCUUGAGAGAGCUGUCCUUCAGAAGAAUCAGGAGAUUGAGGAGCUCACAAAGAUCUGUGAUGAACUGAUUGCCAAAAUGGGAACGGAAUAAGAGGUCAUGUCCGCUUCUAAGAGAGCACACAAACCAUUGUCGUGCAUAUCAAUAUACUUCAAGUAUCUGGAGUAAAUAUUGUACAUGGUUGCAUACCUCAUACUAAAAUAUUGAACUAGAGCAGUGCUUAAGCACAAAAUUGUGUAUAAUUUGGAAAUAUGGAUGCUUAUGGAUGUUUUACUUCCAGGUUAUUGACUAUUGUGGGAAAAAAAAAUAUUUUAUCACCAUGAUGUCAUCCAAAUAUGUAAUGAAAGGUCACGACCUUUCAUUGCCUGAUUGUAAAUACAGUCAUGUCAGUCAGUCAGUCAGUGCCUGAGCUGAAGUGGGCUUGUAGAGACUUCAUAUAUAAGGUAGUGACUAUUUUUUUAUGUUGUCUGUUUUAUUGAGUCAGAGUGUACAGCUUUGCAAAGUAAUGACAUCAUGAGUUUUAUUCCACCGACAUUUGUGGGAUCAUUUAGAAGAAGAGCACAUGGAAAAACUGAAUCAUGCAACCUCUUGCUCACAAGUUUGCAAGCACGACCAUCAUUUUUUGUCACUAUCAUGUUUUCCAAAUACGGUGUGCCUUUAUUGUGUCUAUUUUGUAAAAAGAGAAAAACACGUGUUACCGUAAGCUCCUCAUGCAGUCAUUCGUCUCUUGUGGCCAAAGUGCACGUCUCGCACGUCCAUCCACUUCCACGUGAUUGCACGCAAUGUGUAUUUGCUGUUCAAACACGUUCCAGCAUUGACGGCAUUCUCAGGUCUGAUUGAACCCGAGGGAAGAUGAAGAAGAAGUCAUGUGAUGGAUGGAAGGAUGGAUGGUCUGAUUCAUGGAAGAGUCUUUUCAGCACAAUCUAUUGCCAAAAAAUAAUGACAAAUGACAUUCUGUUGCAGUGAAUUUUUGAACAUAAAAAUAUUGUACAUUUUAUACUUGAUGAAAAGCCUUGUUGUUUGUAUAUGGAAUUAGUACUCCUGUAUACUCAAAGGUAUAUUUUGUGCAUUCCUAAAUAAAAAGUGUUUGCUGUUUUACUCCACAA